Messenger RNA from Rubroshorea leprosula, 2200 nucleotides. Lineage: Eukaryota; Viridiplantae; Streptophyta; Magnoliopsida; Malvales; Dipterocarpaceae. The record is from the annotation of a GenBank genome assembly.
CACGCAGUUUCGUCGGACGGAAAAGUAACGGGACGUUCGAAAAAAUAGAUCAAGGCGGUCACAUUUUAUAAUUUUUUUUUUUCACUUUCAACUACUCCUGUUCAGCACGUGACCGUUGCGGCCGGGUUGUCACCUUCCUGUCUUCUCCUUUCCUUUGUCCCUGCAUUCUCUUCUCUCCUAUUUUUCCGAUUCUGAAUUCCGAAUUGCACAAUUCAAUAAUUCAAUGGCUUCUUCGAGCUCCGGCGGGAGCUCAAUUCCGGCUCCAGAGGCCGUUCAGGUGCUGGUUUCGUCGCUAGCAGAUGAAUCUACGAUAGUCAAGGAGGCCUCCAUGGCCUCUCUCAAGGAAAUCUCUUCCCUGAAUCCGCUUCUGGUUCUCGACUGUUGCUGUGCUGUUUCUCGUGGAGGGCGUAGGCGUUUUGGUAACAUGGCUGGAGUUUUCCAAGUAAUGGCCUUUGCAGUUCGUUCAUUAGAUAAAAAGGACAUCGAUCCGGCUUACAUGGGAAGGCUCGCUAAGAUUGCAACCACAGAGAUCAUCUCCUCAAAGGAUCUUAAUGCAGAUUGGCAAAGGGCUGCAGCAGGUCUGCUUGUUUCAAUAGGUCUGCAUGUGCCUGACCUUAUGAUGGAAGAAAUAUUUUCUUAUCUGUCUGGGCCAAGUUCAGCUUUGCCACAAAUGGUUCAAAUACUUGCAGACUUUGCUUCUGCUGAUGCAUUACAGUUCACUCCACGGUUGAAAGGUGUGCUAUCACGAGUGCUUCCUAUUCUUGGAAAUGUACGAGAUGCUCAGAGGCCAAUAUUUGCAAAUGCUUUUAAGUGUUGGUGUCAGGCUGCUUGGCAAUAUAGCGUUGAUUUCCCUUCCCAUUCACCUCUUGAUGGUGAUGUCAUGUCAUUUUUAAAUUCGGCUUUUGAGCUUUUGUUAAGAGUUUGGGCAGCUUCACGGGAUCUUAAGGUUCGGAUAUAUUCUGUGGAGGCAUUAGGUCAGAUGGUUGGUCUUAUCACCCGGACACAAUUAAAGGCAGCUUUACCGAGACUUGUCCCGACUAUAUUGGAAUUGUAUAAGAAGGAUCAAGAUAUUGCACUUCUAGCAACCUGUAGUCUCAACAAUGUCAUGAAUGCAUCAUUGUUGUCUGAAACUGGUCCCCCUUUGCUUGAUUUUGAGGAACUUACUGUUAUACUAUCAACUCUUCUUCCUGUCAUUUGCAUCAAUGAUGACAUCAAGGAGCAUUCAGAUUUUUCGGUGGGACUGAAGACAUACAAUGAAGUCCAGCGGUGUUUUUUGACAGUUGGUUCUGUGUAUCCUGAGGAUUUAUUUACUUUCCUUCUAAAUAAAUGCAGAUUAAAGGAAGAGCAUUUGACUUUUGGUUCCCUCUGUGUUUUGAAGCAUCUCUUGCCCAGAUCAAUUGAAGCUUGGCAUAGUAAAAGGCCUUUGCUAGUUGAAGCUGUGAAGUCUUUGCUGGAUGAGCAAAAUUUAAGCAUUAGAAAGGCUAUUUCUGAGUUGAUUGUGGUUAUGGCUUCACACUGCUACUUGGUUGGGCCUUCUGCGGAUUUAUUUGUUGAAUAUCUUGUGUGCCAUUGUGCUUUAUCGGAUCAGGACGGAAAUGAUCCAGUUAUCUCCAAGGUGAAAAUAGGGUCAAUUUGUCCAACAGAGCUGAGAGCAAUAUGCGAGAAAGGUCUUCUUUUGCUGACUAUUACAAUUCCUGAAAUGGAGCAUAUUCUUUGGCCUUUCCUUCUGAAGAUGAUUAUUCCAAGGACUUAUACUGGUGCAGUUGCAAUGGUUUGUAGAUGCAUCUCAGAAUUAUUUAAACAUAGAUCUUCCAAUAGCAAUAAUAUGCUUAGUGAGUGUAAAGCUCGUCCUGAUAUUCCAAAUGCUGAGGAGCUGUUUGCCCGUUUAGUGGUUCUUUUGCAUGACCCUCUGGCGAGGGAGCAGCUGGCUACUCAGAUUCUGACUGGCUAGUAUUUUUUAUACUGAUAAAAGUGUUUUAUUUACUCCUCCAUCUCUCUGGACUGCAAGUGCAGGUUCUCUGUCACUUGGCACCCCUUUUCCCAAAGAACAUCAGCUUGUUUUGGCAGGACGAGGUAGAUUAUCAUUUAUAUGGAAGUUUAUUUAGAUACUUUUACUGAAAACAUAAAUUUAUGGUGCCAAAUGCAGUGUCAAUUAUUCUACAUAUGUAACUCUGUUCUAGAAUAAGAGAUGCAUGAACAG